Molecule: messenger RNA, 6840 nt
Organism: Paramecium tetraurelia
Lineage: Eukaryota; Ciliophora; Oligohymenophorea; Peniculida; Parameciidae
Exons: 8
Biological process (GO): phospholipid translocation; cyclic nucleotide biosynthetic process; intracellular signal transduction
Cellular component (GO): plasma membrane
Molecular function (GO): nucleotide binding; ATPase-coupled intramembrane lipid carrier activity
Source: RefSeq, a predicted model, not a curated record
AUGAAUUAUAACCACCAUCAAAUUGUUGAAAAGUGGUUAUCACGAUUCAGAAAAUGUCUUUCCCUGUGUUAUACGAGUGAUUAACAAAUGAUCACUAUGGAAUUGCAUAAAGGAAAUGUUUCGUUGCUCAGUGUUCCUUAAAACAAGAAUAUUUUCAACACACGUAAAUAUACAUUCCUCAACUUUCUACCCAAAACAAUAUUCACAGGUUUAGUCAGAUUUGGUAACAUCUAUCUCCUUGUCAUAUCAUUGAUCAUGCUCAUUGAUCCCACUCUUUCCCCCUUCUAUAUUUGGAUCACUAUCUUCCCCAUAGGACUCAGUGUACUCAUUUAUGUUUUAAUUGAAUUCGUACUUGAUAUUCGUAGGCAAAGUCAUGAUCAUAAAAUCAACAUGCAAACAACAUCAAGAGGAGCCAAAGAUGGUUCCAUAGAAACUAUCAAAUGGAGUGAUAUUCAAAUUGGAGAUGUUUUAUACCUAAUUAAAGGAGAUAUAGUUCCAGCUGACAUCAUACUCUUAGAUACUGGAUAAGUAAGAGAUCGAGAAGCCAUUUGUAUGGUAGAUACUUAAUAUUACAAUGGCAAAUCAAGUCUAACCAAAAAGAAAUCAUUAAAGAAUUAAUUUCCAGAAUACAAAAAGAUGUUAACUGGAAAAUUAGAAUACGAAGCCCCUAAUGGAGAUACACAAAGUUUUUAUGCUAGAUUGAAAUUGAAAAAAGAUCCAAAGAACGAAGAAUUAACUAUAGACAAUUUCAUUCCCAAAGGAACUAAAAUUAAAUAGACUUCCUGGUUAUUUGGUUUAGUUGUCUAUGUUGGCAAAAAUACUAAAACUAUGCAAAGUAUUUUGAAGAAAAACAAUGCAAUUUCUAUUCCUUCCUUAUGGCAUGCUUAUCAUUAUUUUUCACUUUUAAUAUCUAUAAUAGUAUUAUUAGCCAGAUCUGAUGAAAAUAGUUUUGCUUUAAUAAUUGACAGCUAUACAACUAAUGGGAUGAAAGUAUUUUAACUAGCUAUAUUGUAUGCUCAGUUAAUCCCAGCUACAUUGUAUUUAUUAUUUGACAUAGUAAAUUUCAUAUCAUUAUUUAAAUUUGAAAUUAAUCAAAUUGAGGAUAACCUAGUCAAGUAUGUGAAGAUCAAUUCAUCAAAUAAUUUAUGUGAUUUUGGACAUGUUGAUUAUAUGUUAAUAGAUAAAACAGGCACAUUAACUACUUCUUAUAACAAAUUGGAUAAUUUACAAUUUGGUUAAUUAGCUUUCAGUUUGAAUUAUGAUCAAUUGUAAUUGGCAUUAAACUAAAAGUACACCAAAUAAGACGAUAUUGAGGAACCCUAAAACAUUGUAAGUUUGAAUGACAAUAAUGAAUAUUUGAUACCAUUUGAGUAUGACAAGAAGACUCAUCAUACAACAGAAGGUUAAUCAAAUGGCAAAUUGUUACUGAGGAGUGUUAAGACUUCUAAUAAUAACCCAAUAUUUAGUUAAAUCACUGCUCAACCACAAAAUAAAAGGUUGACCUUUCUCAAUAUGGAUGCAUAAUAUUAACAAAGAUACCAAGAUUAUUCGUAAGGAAGAAUGUUCUUACCUCAACCAAAACUUCGAAACACUCCUGGAAAUAAUAAUGAUGAAUUCAUGCAAUUAGUUAAUUAAUUAAAAAACAGUUCUCCAUAGCAUGAGUACUUGUAAUCAAAAGACAUAAAUACAUUAUAUUAUGAUGCCUUUUUAAAAUGUUUGAUGUUAUGUCACGAAGCUAGACCAGUGUUUGGAGCAGAUUCAAUUACAUAUGAGUCAUUUUCCAAGAAUGAAGAGAUAUCAUUAACAUUUGCUCGCUCUUGUGGGUAUUAACUAGAGAACUUUAAUAAGUUUGAUAGUCCAGAUAUGUAUUUAUGUAAAGUGGGGGGGAAUUAAAUUUGGUAUUAAAUAUUAGGAUUAAAUUUAUUUACUUACAAUAGAAAUUUAAAUUCUGUAGUGGUCUAGGUACCUAUGACUAUGGAUUUAGAAUUAAGUUACGAACAUGAAGCUCUUAAUUAACUCUGUGGAGAAGGAUCGAAAAAUAAAUCAUUGUUAAUUUGUAAGGGAGAUUACGACGCAAUUAAGUUAAAGUUGUAAUUAAAUCAUAAGGAGAGAGAAGAGUUGGAUGCUUAUAUUCAACAUUAUAAAGUCAGAGGUAUUAGAAUGAUAGUAUAUGCAACAAGAGUGCUGAGUGAAAAAGAAACUGUGAAUUACAAGGAAAAAUUUAAUUUGUUGCAUAGUUCUCUGACAAAUUAGGAUAGUUUAUUAGAGGAAUUGGCUGUGGAAUAUGAAAAGGAGUUAAAUUUAUUGGGAAUGAUAGGAUUCAAAGAGGAAUUAAAGAGUGAUGCUUUAGAUUUCAUAAGGACUGUUAAAGAGUGCAAUAUAAACAUUUGGUUAUUGAGUGGAGAUUAAGAAGCAUAGACAAUUAGUUGUGCUCAGGCUCUAGAGAUGACAGAGACUUCCAAAUAUUUGAGAAUUGCAGCAAAAGACAAAGAAUAGAUAUGGUUAUAAAUAAAUACUGCUAUAGGAUAGAUAUAAAGUGAAUUGUAGAAAAUACAAGAAAAGCAAUUAAUCAAACAAUAAGAAAAACAAUAAUAAUUAUAAGGAGGUAGAAGCAUGAUCAAGUCAAGUGUAACAUUAUUUGAAGGAGCAUCAUAUUAAUAAAUGUUAUAAUUUGUAUUGGUUGUAAAUGGUCAAUCUUUAUCAUUAAUAAGUGAAUCACCAGAUCUAAUGAGUCAUUUUCGAUUCUUGUCAUGUGUUUGUAAGAAUGUAAUUGGAUUUAACAUGAAUCCACAAUAGAAAGAAUUAGCCUGUAUAAUCAUCAAGGAUUACUUUCCAAAUAAACCAACAAUUCUAGGAGUAGGAGAUGGUUACAACGACGCUUUGAUGAUGUAAGCUUCACAUGUCAGCAUUGAAAUAAUCAAUAGCAAAUUAAAUCAUAUAUAUCCAUAAGUGAAUGCUGGAGACAUUGGUGUGAAUACAUUAAAAGAGAUAAAAGUGUUAUUGUUAUAGAAGUGUAAAUUGCACUCGGAACGUGUAUCUUCUAUGAUAAUAUAUCUAUUUUAUUGUGCAGGCUUUUUAGGUAUGACACUCUUCUUUUUCAAUUGGUUUUGUUAGUUCACUGCUACAUCUUUGCAUGAUUCUAUGACUGUAUUUUUAUUCAUAUUCUUAUACACAACUCCUAAUGCUUUGGUUAUUGGAUUAGCUGAUUUACAAACUAAUCCUUUGGUAAACAAACGGAUUCCUACUUUAUAUGUGGAUGGAUAAAUCAGAACCAGACGGUUUGGAUUCUAUUAUUUAAUUGAGGCAUUUUUAGAAUCAUUUUUAUCAGCUGCCUUUACGUUUUAUACAUGCACUUAUAUGAUCAAUUACACAUGGACUGAUGAUGGUCAUCAGAGUGAUUUAUAAAUGGUAGCAACCAGUAUCAUUUAUGUCAUAAUUACAGUAUCCACUCUAAAGGUAUUAUUUAGAUUGAUCAAACACAAAGUACAUAUUGUCAUUAUAGUUUCCUUAUUCACUUUUGGAUUAUUGGUUGGUGAUUUUGAUUACUUAGAAUUGACUUAUCAAUUAUUCACUCGAUUUAAUAGCAUAGUAGCAAUAGUCUUUUCUUUAUUUGGAUGUUUCUUCAUUAAUUACUUCCUUCAUGAUUUGAUUAAACUCAAUUUAUUUCCAACUGCCUAUUAAUAAUUUGCAUUUUACAACAAAGAUGGCACAUAAUAUGAUAAUUUAACUCACCAACAAAUAGUAAAUUAAUGUUUGGAUCAACAUGUUAAUGUCUCCACCAUCAUACAAAAUGUGUUUACUGACUGUUCCACCACGUCUCCUUACAUUUCUGAAAUGCUCAAUCCUGGAGAUACCAAAGUAACUGAAAUGAAACUCAAACCUUUAACUUUGGAAAUGAAGGAGUUAGUCCUUGAAUAAAAGUUCCUUGCCCACAAAUUGUCACAAUCGCUCAAUCAUUUACGGUUCUUCUUAUGCGUUUUAUUACUCUAUUUCAUAGCAUAUUGUUUAACUGAUUUCUUCAUCAAUGAUCUUAGAGUAUUCACUGGAGUCUAUUAUUUGAUUAUCUUUGGAAUAGUAUUCCUAAUGUUAUUGUUCACAUUCACUUCGAUUAUGGAAUAACAGUAUUAUACUUAUUCACAUUUGGCUGUUCUGAUCAUAUUUGCAAUCAAAGUUGCAAUCGAUUGGUUAUCGGAUGAUUUAACUAUUACUUUAUCUGCAACUUUGGCAAUACUAUUUAGUACAUUUAAUACUAUGAAUAUGACAGUCAUUCCUAUUAUGUUAUACAAUAUCUGCUAUUUAAUACAGUUGAUUGUAAGGAUAUUAGUUAUUGUUGUAUCUACUGAUUUAAGCACUUCAAAUGGAACAUACACCUAAAGUAGGAUAUCUGUUUAUGCUGCUUGUACCUAAAUAUUAUUGGUGGUCAGUAUUACAAUUAGAUUUUUAUUCACUUAUUAUAAAUCAAUAAAGCAUAGAAGAAAUGAUUAUUUAGCAAAGUAUUCAAUUGAAUAGGACAAUAUGACUGCAUAAGAUAUUUUGAGUAUUCUUGUUCCCAGAUUUGUUAGAUAAUAAAUAUAAACUGGUAUCUAUUCGAUGCAAGAAGCUCAAGAUGAUGUUUCAAUCUUAUUUGCUUACAUUUGUGAUUUUGAUACUAUUAUGAAAGAGGAAGGCAAGAAUGUUGUAUUGAUGUUGGAUUCUCUAUUUAGAUUAUACGAUAAUUUAUGCAUUUAACAUGGAGUUCAAAAGAUAGAAACCGUAGGAUACACAUACAUGGCAGCAACAGGAAUCAAGGCUUGUGAGUAGAAUAUGACUGCUCAUGUGAUUAGAACAGAGAAAACUAUGAGAUUGGUCAAUAUGGCAUUUGAUAUGAUGUAAUAAGUUUAAGGAAGAAAGUAUGGCAAGGGCAAUCAGAUAGAAAUGAAGAUAGGAAUCCAUGUUGGUAGAGUAAUUGCAGGUGUGAUUGGACAUCAUAAACCAUAGUUUUCAUUAAUAGGGGAUCCAGUGAAUCAGACAAGUAGAGUAGGAUCUACUGGAGACACUGGAGCAAUCACUCUAAGUGAAUUAGCUUUUAAAUAAGCAAGACAUGGAAUUAAAUAUUACUCGAAGAAACAGAAGGAGGCCAAGGGAUUAGGAAUAAUAGAUACUUAUCAGGUUUUUAAGACUAAACCACCAGGGUAUUAAGUACCUAAGGCAUUUCUACUUUGGCAGAAUUGUACAAAGAUUGUCGUAAAGGAUCUAAGGUCAUAGAAGAGUCUGAGGUAAAUAGUACCAAAAAAGGGUCAAUUCUUAUCCUAACUGUAAAACUCUAUUUAUGUGGAUAAUAUGAAAUAGUCAAAUAGACUAGAAAUAUCUCCAAGAGGUCCUUAAACAGUUUCACUUUUACUGCCACAAAAUGCUUCUUAAGAAGUAGAUAAUAAAUCUAAAUUAAAUUAACCCAUUCAACCAUUAGAAACUGCAUUAACUGAUGAAUCUGUGUUUAUAUCAAAUGAUUAGGAUGAGAAUGAAAAAUUAGAUUUAAUAAAACCAAAUUUAAUAUUGGAAAUACCUGAAAAUGAGAUCAAGAACAAUUUCAAUUAAAUAUUGAAAGAAUAGAAUUUAGAAGAAUCCAAAGUUGGCAUUACAUUUUUAUGGUUCACUUAUUUCGUAAUCACCUUGCUAUCUAUAAUUGUUCGUAAGCUAUUCAAAUAUGAUCUUCUCAUCUUUGUAUUAAGAGCAAUAUUUUUAAUCCUGGUAAUAGUGUUAUUUCCCAUUUUAUCCAAGGCCUAUAGGAAUGUAAUAGUCAAUCUGAUGUAUUACCUUCUAUUGAUAUAUGCUAUUUUUACAGUCUUGUUCUAGGCCUACUUGACUGACAAUUCGGAAGUGGCUAUAAUAUGUCUUUUGGAAAUACUGUAUAUAAUGAUUGUGACUUGCUAAUUUAAGAUGUUCACCUUCUUUUAAGUGAUAGUCUACAUGUUCAUAAUGCUAGGCUUUUUCUUGGGCUUUUACAUAGCAUCAGAUUUGGUAACUCAUUUUGCCAUAUUUUACAUUUGUUGUUGUAUGUUAAUUCUGUUAUUGGGUUAUUAUUUGGCUAUGAAGGAAUAGAUUCAAAUGUUUAACAAUCUGCAAAUCAACGAGGAUAAGAAAGUAAAAUAAAUCAAUUUGGUGAGUCAAUUAUUGCCAAUGCAUUCCUAUUUGAAGAUGAAGAAUAGUUCAAUAUAUGAUAAGAGCGAUUUCAUAGAUGAAUUUGAAGAUGUUACUCUCCUAUUCGCAGAUAUCAAAGGAUUCACAGAAUAUUCUCACACUCAAACUCCAGAAGGAGUCGUAACUAUGCUUCGGGAUCUAUUUACAGAAUUCGACAAAUUGUGUUAAAAGUAUUAUGUUUAUAAGAUGUAUACCAUUGGUGAUUGCUACGUUGUUAUGGGAUUCACAAACAGUGCCAAAAGAAAUCCUAUCCAAGAAGCCAUCAAUACAGUCAAGAUGGGAUUCUAGAUGGUUGAUAUCAUCAUGUAAGUGAGACAGAAGAUUAAAUUUGAUAAACUCAAUAUGAGAAUAGGUAUUCACACAGGUCAAGUUACAGGAGGGAUUAUUGGAACUGAUAUCGUGAGAUAUGACAUUUAUGGCAAAGAUGUAUCGAUUGCUAACAAGAUGGAAAGCAGUGGAGAAGAAGGUAGAGUGCAGGUUUCAUAAACUACUAAACAAAUGAUUGAGAGAGCAGAUAAACAUCCUUUUAAAUUUAAAUUCCAUCAUGUAAAGAUUUCAAACUUAUUGUAGGAUGUUGAUUUAAGCAAGUUUAAUAUGACCACUAAAGGUUAUUUGGUAGAAUGGGAUAAGAUAAAGGAAGAGGCAAGUUUUGAAUAAUAGUGA